CGUCCAGCCCCAUCAUCACCCCAUUAUCACAACCUGGAAAACAAAUAAUGAAAAAAAGAAGAGAGAGAGAAAGAGAAGAGUCGUUCUUCUCCUUUCCUCUUUUUCCUUUUGUUCCCAGAUCCAAUGAAGACCUAGAAAUCAUCAACCCACAAUCCAAAAUUCCCUCAAAUUGAAACGGUUACCCCCAAAAUUCAAACUCUUCCAUUUCCAAUUCUAGGGUUUCAAAUUGUACACCCAAUCCUCUUUUUCCAAGAUAUCACUCAUUCACAACCCAGAUCUCCCCUAAAUUGAAACAAAACUCUUUCAUUGCUAAGGUUACAAAUUCAGUUCCCAACCCACUUACUUAUUCCACUUGUACAAUUAUAUAACUACUGCUAUUUUGAAACCCUAGGAAUUUGAAAAACCCUAAUUUUACCAAUGGCGACGAGGGGUAGCAGAUCAGAGAAGGUGAAGAGAAUAUUCCAGCAAUUCGACGCCAACAGAGACGGUGGUUUGAACAGAGAAGAAAUGGCCGCUUUGGUGGUCGCCGUAAACCCUAGAGUAAAGUUCAGCGAAGAGCAAAUCAACGCGAUUCUCGACGAGGUCUUCCGAACCUACGGUGAAUUUAUCGACGGCGAGAAGGGUCUCACCUUUGACGGCCUUCUACGCACCUACGACGACGGUGCUGGUGACGUGGACCGCGACUUUGAUGCCCUUGGACUUGAGCUCAACAAAGAUAAUGACAAUAAUAUCUCUAUGGCUUAUGAAGAGGCAUCGUCGUCGUCAAUUGCCGAUGAAAGAGUAGUUGAACCCCACAAGAAACAACGGACUGCGGCUUGGGCAACCUCGCCGAAUCAUGGGAUUGUUUUUGAUGAUACGUGGAAACUUGUUGAUGAUUUGGAGAUUCUGAUAAAAAGAUUGAAGGCGAAGCAGGUUAAAGACGGGAAGUUUAAGGGUGACAACGGCGAUGUGUUUUCCGACCCGGGGUGGUCGAGAGAAUUAGGACCAUCUGCGGAGAUUUCGGAUAAAAGGGUGGUUUGGGAUAUGUCUGGACAUGACUAUGCUGUGUUUGUGAAAGAAUUGGGUGUGUUGAGGUCAAGGGCCGAUGGGGCAAGGUCAAGAGAAGAAGCAUUUGAUGGGCACAUGGCGAUUGGUAGGGUUUUGUAUGAACAUCACUUGUUCAAGGAGGCUUUGGUGAGUUUUAAGAGGGCUUGUGAAUUGCAACCUACUGAUGUGAGGCCACAUUUUAGAGCCGGCAAUUGUUUGUAUGUUCUUGGAAAGCAUAGUGAGGCCAAAGAGGAGUUUUUGUUGGCAUUGGAGGCAGCUGAGGCGGGUGGGAAUCAAUGGGCCUAUUUUCUUCCUCAAAUUCAUGUCAAUUUGGGAAUUGCGCUUGAAGGAGAAGGUAUGCUUAUUAGUGCUUGCGAACAUUAUAGAGAGGCUGCAAUUUUAUGUCCUACUCAUUUUAGGGCUUUGAAACUUUUGGGUAGUGCUCUCUUUGGGGUGGGUGAGUAUAAGGCUGCCGUCAAGGCCUUAGAAGAAGCUAUAUAUAUGAAAAAUGAUUAUGCCGAUGCACAUUGUGAUUUGGCUUCUGCUUUGCAUGCUAUGGGUGAUGAUGAGAAUGCAAUUAAGGAAUUCCAGAAAGCUAUUGAUUUGAAGCCUGGUCAUGUAGAUGCUUUGUACAAUUUGGGUGGGCUUUACAUGGACAUGGGCAGGUACCAGAGAGCUUCUGAAAUGUAUUCCAGGGUUUUGGGUGUGUGCCCCAACCAUUGGCGAGCACAACUCAAUAAGGCAGUGUCUUUGUUAGGGGCUGGGGAAACUGAAGAAGCUAAGAAAGCUUUGAAGGAAGCUUUGAAGAUGACAAACAGGGUUGAGUUGCAUGAUGCCAUAUCGCAUUUGAAACAGCUUCAAAAGAAGAAAUUGAAGGGGAAUGGAGGCGGUAAUGGGGAGGAGGCUUUUAUCAUCGUUGAACCCUCAAAGUUCAAGACAGUGGGUGAAAAGACUACAAUCAGACAGGAAUUAGUGAAUGCCCUUGAUAUUAGGGCUUUUCAGAGGAUGACCAGGUUGAGUCGUUGUGAUGUUGAUCUUCUAAAGAAGGAGAUGAAUGAAAAUGAUGCACCGGUGUCCUAUUCUGGCAGUGGUGUACCUGAGAAGUCUAUAAGGAAGGCUCCAUUGGAGGUAAUACUGCACAAAUUACUUAAUUUCUUGAGACCAGAAACCUUUGUAGGGGCUGUUAAAGCUAUAAACCAGAAAAUCCUCUCUGUUUUGGAUGAAUCAGAGUCAGGUAGGGUGGAUUUGGGCAUGUUUUUUGCUAUUCUUGCUCCUGUAUGCGGUGGUACACCGGACAAGCGAAAGAGAGUUGCAUUUGAUGCACUCUUGUGGCGGCCUGCGAAUGAAGGUGGUACACAGAUAAGGAGAGCUGAUGCUUUGGUGUACAUCAAAUUGUUGAGGGCAAUAUAUAUUCCUUCUCAUGGGGUUAGUGAAAGACUGGAAAUCCAUGGAGAGGUGGAUACCUCAACGAUAUCUUUAACUGAGUUCCUUGUAAUGUUUGAUGAUCCAGAUUGGGGUUUUGGAAUCAUGUCUACCCUAUUGAAGCUUGAAACUGGUGAUAGAAAUCGUCAUGGCAGCCAUGCUUGUGCCAUUUGCCGCUAUCCUAUCAUUGGGUCCCGAUUCAAAGAGAUGAAGUCGCACUUCAGCCUGUGUAGUCAAUGUUACAGCGAAGGAAAAAUACCUCCUAACGUCAAGCUGGAAGAGUACAGAUUCAAAGAGUAUGCAAGUGAAGCUGAAGCAGUUAAAGACAAGUGCAUGUGGUUUGGUUUGCAUUCUAAAAGCCCCUCCCCUGGUGGUAGCUAGUCAAGUGUAGGUUUUUACAUGAUCUUGUAAUCUUGCGCCUAUAAGUUUAGUUGUUCAGUGUGAAAUAUAUAUAGCUCAUGAUUGUAUAAUAAAUCUUCUCUAGUCAUGGCCCUGAAAUCUUUGUUUGCUGUGGAGUUUUUUUUUGGUUGUCGUUUGUUGCCAUUGUAAUUGUUGAUUGUCUAAUGUCUACUCUUAAGAUAAUUAUUGGGGAUCUUUGUCAAUAAAAUGGAUGAUCAUCCAUGCAGGAGUUUGUUUUUAA
Ilex paraguariensis (yerba mate) is the source of this 3088-nucleotide messenger RNA. The record is from the annotation of a GenBank genome assembly. NCBI's taxonomy places the organism in Eukaryota, Viridiplantae, Streptophyta, Magnoliopsida, Aquifoliales, Aquifoliaceae.